Schistocerca nitens (vagrant locust) is the source of this 1524-nucleotide messenger RNA. RefSeq names its product dynein intermediate chain 3, ciliary-like. Gene Ontology annotation, cellular component: outer dynein arm. The transcript is spliced from 7 exons. Gene Ontology annotation, molecular function: dynein heavy chain binding; dynein light chain binding. The record is from RefSeq and is a predicted model, not a curated record. The coding region runs from base 1 to 1524 and encodes 507 amino acids. Lineage: Eukaryota; Metazoa; Arthropoda; Insecta; Orthoptera; Acrididae. Gene Ontology annotation, biological process: outer dynein arm assembly; cilium movement.
AUGAAUACAGAAGCUGCAAAAUAUGAAGAGCACGGUAUGAACCAUGCUGAAGGCUCUUGGCCGAAGAAUGUUAAUCCUAAUGAUCCAGAGGAAACGCAGAGAUACAGGGACAAACAGAUGAAGGAUGAAUCUUACCUGCAAUCACUAAGAACUAUUUGUGAGCCAAUGGAGCAUUAUAUACUGCAAAAUAACACUGUCAACAUUUAUGAUGACUACUAUGGAGGUAUCGAGUUCCAAUCACUUGACAAGAUGGCAACUGCUCGGAAAAUUAGUGUUUUCAGGGACUGCUCACGUCCUGAAAGACCAAUUAACCACAUUUCUUGGGCACCAGAAGGAUCAUUGAUGGCUGUAUCACACUGCAAUAUGAGUUUUGGAGCACUGCUUAAAAACACAGAUACAACAUCAUACAUCUGGGAUGUUGUGAAUCCCGACACUCCUUUCCGAAAGAUGUCGUCGUCUCGGGCGGUGACAUGUAUGGAGUUUAACCCAAAGGACCCGCACACACUGAUGAGCGGCCUGGCUACCGGAGAAGUGGGCGUCUGGGACAUCAGAGACGGCGCGGCUCUGACGUUGCACAGCACCCUCCUGUACAGCCACCGUGCGCCUGUGGCUUUGGUGCAAGUCAUACACUCCAAGACUGGAAACGAAUUUUUCUCCACUUCCUACGACGGACAGGUUCUGUGGUGGGACAUGCGCACGCUCAGUGAGCCUACGGAAAAGCUGAUCCUAGACCCUGAGAAGGGCGAACAGGACAUCAGCAGGGCCUCGGGCGCUUCCUUCCUGGAGUACGAACCUACCAUCCCGACUCAGUUCAUGGUGGGCACGCAGAUGGGCGAGGUAAUCGCCUGCAACCGCAAGAUGAAGACUCCGGCGGAAAUGAUAGUUGCAAAAUAUGCGGCACAUAAAGGACCAGUUGUGGCCCUUCACAGAAACCAGGCGCUGUUAAAGAAUUUUUUAACAGUUGGUGAUUGGUCUGCUAAAAUAUGGGUUGGCGAAUGCAAAACAUCUUCAAUCUUAUGGACAAAGUACCAUCACGUAAGACUGACAGGCGGUUACUGGAGUCCCACAAGAUUUUCGGUCUUUUUUACUACCAAAGGAGAUGGGACACUGGACGUAUGGGACGUGCUCAAGAGCAACAGUGACCCUUACCUGACAGUUAAAGUUUGUGACGAAGCGCUUACGUGUCUCAGAGUGCAUGACGAGGGCCUGCACGUUGCUGUGGGCAACUCUCUCGGGACAGUCAACCUGAUCGAACUGUCUGAGAAUUUAGCUGACGCGCCCAAGAAAGAAAGGGGAAUUUUAGCUACCAUGCUGGAACGAGAAUGCCAUCGCGAGAAAAUAUUGGAUGCCAAAGUACGUGAACAGAAGUUGAAACAGAAACUUAAAGGGAGGGAAGAUGAAUCAAGAAUGUUGGUUGGAGCUGCUACUACUGCUGCUGAAGAAGCAAGAGUGGAAAAAUCUGAAAAGAAGUUCUUCGAAAUUAUUGACACGGUAAAUAUUUAUCUAAGCCAUUUGAGUGCGUAA